This is a messenger RNA of Acanthoscelides obtectus, 567 nucleotides long. Lineage: Eukaryota; Metazoa; Arthropoda; Insecta; Coleoptera; Chrysomelidae. The record is from the annotation of a GenBank genome assembly.
AUGGUGGACGCAGAUUAUUGCUUUACUAACAUUGAUAUUGACAAUACUUUGAACAUAGCAAUGCAAAAUAACACACUUAACAUGCCUGAAAAUUCGGUCAUUGUUGGGGACGAUGCCUUUCCAUUGAGAACCAACUUAAUGAAACCCUACAGUAAGUCACAUCUUAAUAAUACUGAAAGGAUAUUCAACUACCGACUCUCUCGCGCAAGAAGAGUAUCGGAAAAUGCAUUUGGUAUUCUUGUGUGGCGCUUCAGAAUAUUUUCAAGACCAAUUCAAUUAAAAGAAACUACAAUUGACAAUGUUAUUUUGGCAGCAUGUAGUCUCCACAAAAGUAGCCCAAAUACUUAUUUUCCUGAAAAUGCCGUGGAUAGAGAGGAUCUUAACACGGGCAAUAUUACUUUUGGGCAAUGGAGAAACCACGUGAAUAAUCUGCCAACGGUUAGUCAUUUGGGAAGCAACAACUACAAAAAUUCUGCAGAGGAAGUAAGACGCAAAUACGCUAAGUAUUUUAUGGAAGACAAUCCUUUACCGUGGCAAUGGAAAAAAGUGGGAUUGGAAUUAGCUUGA